AUGAUGGAACUGUUUGGUUCAGCAACCACUCCCAAGUGUUCAAUCAGCAACAAGUGUGCAGAGAUCAUGACACACAGGGGGCAUAUGGAAUACUCCAUCACUCAUCAGGUGUUGUGGUCAAUGUUGGCCGAACAGGUUGGGUGCCUUGAAGAACUAAACAAAGUUCUCUUGUGGUUCAAUUUUAAGAAUGUUGAAGAAAUGCACAUCGAAUUCUGUUCCAACAACUUCUUUGAAAUGAAGCAUUUAGUGCACAGUUAUUUGUCUGAAGUAAUUCCACCUUUUUACCAAGACCUUUUCAUGGAACAGCAGUUUGUCUGCCCAAGCAUUGGUUUUUCCGAGUUCCUCCAUCUGAAUUACCUCAAACAACUAUUAUCUUGGAUGAAACCAAAUGGAUGUUAUGGAACUAUGCCAGCUGUCAAGGCCAAAAACAUCUCUACUUUCUAUAGCAGCAUGAAAAUUGAGGACUACUACGACCAGGCUGUUAAUGAUGGAAAGUUUGCAAAAAAUGACAUCAAACAAACCGUGUUUUCUGUGACAGCCCCUAAAACAAAACUGAAGCCAAAUAGACCUUUACUAGCAGAACCAUCCCUCCAGGAGUCAGCACACAAAGUCCUUAAACAGAAAUCAUCUUCAGUUGCUGCAUCAUCCCUUAUCAAGUCAUUUUCUAAUCAGCAUCAAGAUCCUUUUGUACAGCAAAUGCUGGCCAAAAGCUUGCGAAAGAACCAUGCCAAAUUGCGCCUGGCCCAUAUGGGGCCUGCAAAAUCUGUGGCCAGUAACACAUUGAAUAGAGUUGGUUUAGCACCACUUCUGAUCCAGCCUAACCGCACAGGGUUAACUGUCAAUGCCACAAGGCAGAGAAAUGGGCCUCCACCUUUGAUUAUGGAGCUUAAUAAAGCAGGAUCUUAUGCACGUCAGGAUGGAAUUAAACAUCAUAGAAAGCUUCUUGUAGAAAAAGUACUCUCAGAUGGCUGUUUAUCACACAAGACAGCAACUGCUGCAGGCACACUGGCUGUCUACCUGAACUUUCUCCUCCAUCAUACACUGGAUCAAUUAAAUCACUCGGACAACGUCUGGCAUUCUGUCAGCCAGCGAUUACUCCUCCACACAGCUUCUGAUAUGCAACAGGUGAAAAAACCUAAACUACCAUUUCCCCUCGAGAGAAAGGACAUGGAUCUGAUGAUUCCAGAUCUGGCUGACAGGAGGGAACCAGCAGCAAAAGUCGGAGUGCAGGAGCCAAUUCUGGGUGAUGCAGGGAUGGGACUUGUAUCCAACCACAAGGACGAUGCCGGGGAGGACAACGACUACGACGAGUAUGAAGACGACAAGUUCCCUGGCGAGAACUACCAUGACAAAAAAGUGGUGCAUUUUGGUAACAAUAAGGAAUCGCUGAAGUCUCUCGAUGAAAAUGCAGAGGACUAUGACAAUGAAAGUCUGGAUGAAGACGAAGAUGGAGACUACACAUAUUAUGAUGAAAAUGACGAGGGUUUGGAAAAGCAGGAGCGUGUUAACAAGCAAAAAAAAUAUUUUCAAAACACUGGGAUUGAGAAGAAACAGAUUGUUCCAAGGAUCCCUCGUAACUCAGCCUUCCAGGGACGCUCUGCGCAUGAGGGCCACGAGUCCUUCUCAGACAAUUCUUCACCGACUGGGAUCGUACUUAUUACAGUCACAUUCACACUGGUUCUUCUUCUUUUACUCAUGUACAGAUUUAUUAAAAAACGAAGAAUACACAUCAGGUACAACCCAACGUCAUUUUUAAAGCUGUAA
Messenger RNA from Acanthosepion pharaonis, 1764 nucleotides. Lineage: Eukaryota; Metazoa; Mollusca; Cephalopoda; Sepiida; Sepiidae. The record is from the annotation of a GenBank genome assembly.